Manis javanica (Malayan pangolin) is the source of this 504-nucleotide messenger RNA. The record is from RefSeq and is a predicted model, not a curated record. NCBI's taxonomy places the organism in Eukaryota, Metazoa, Chordata, Mammalia, Pholidota, Manidae.
AUGUCCCUGACCAGGGCUGAGAGGACCAUCAUCGUGUCCAUGUGGGGCAAGAUCUCCACACAGGCGGAUGCCAUCGGCACCGAGGCCCUGGAGAGGCUCUUCGCCAGCUACCCGCAGACCAAGACCUACUUUCCGCACUUCGACCUGCACGCGGGCUCGGCGCACCUGCGCGCGCACGGCUCCAAGGUGGUGGCCGCCUUGGGCGACGCGGUCAAGAACAUCGACAAUGUGGCGGGCGCGCUGGCCAAGCUCAGCGAGCUGCACGCCUACAUCCUGCGCGUGGAUCCGGUCAACUUCAAGCUGCUGUCCCACUGUGUGCUGGUCACCGUGGCCUCGCACUUCCCGGCCGACUUCACCGCCGAGGCCCACGCCGCCUGGGACAAGUUCCUGUCCCUCGUGUCCAGCGUCCUGACCGAGAAGUACCGCUGAUCCCCGGGGACAGGCUGAGACCCUUCUUCUUUCCCGAACCCUCCCACAAUUCCUUCAGGGACUUACCAAUAAAUG